AGAGGCUAGAGGAGUUAGUGAAUCGGCUGUCACUCUCUCCCACGCCACCGUGAGAGCCACAGGACACAUGGUGUCCUCCAACACACCUACACACAGAGCUGAGAGAGAGUGUGUGUGAGAGAGCGGGGAGAGAAAGGUAGAGAGAUUCUGUGAAGAGAAAAAAAGAAAAAAAAAAGAAAAAAAAACCAAAACAACAACAACGGAAGGAUUUUGUGAUUUCUCUUGAGGAGCUGCUGCUAACGCUGGGAGUAGGAUGGCUGAAGGAGAGGGAGGGGACGAGGAGAUCCAGUUCCUGCGAACGGAUGACACGGUGGUGCUCCAGUGUACAGCGACCGUCCUGAAGGAGCAGAUCAAGCUGUGCCUGUCUUGUGAAGGCUUCGGGAACCGAUUGUGCUUCCUUGAAACAACAUCUAAUGCCCAGAAUGUGCCCCCUGACUUGGCUAUCUGCGCCUUCAUCCUGGAGCAGUCGCUCUCGGUGCGGGCGCUACAAGAGAUGCUGGCCAACACCAUGGAGAUGGAGGCAGUCGAUUUGGACCAGUGGUCCUCUCAGGGAGGAGGCCAUCGAACGCUGCUGUAUGGCCACGCCAUCUUGCUGAGACACAGCCACUCGGGCAUGUACCUCAGUUGCUUGACCACAUCACGUUCGCUCACGGACAAGCUGGCCUUCGAUGUGGGCUUGCAGGAGGACUCUACAGGCGAAGCGUGCUGGUGGACCAUCCAUCCUGCAUCCAAGCAGAGGUCAGAAGGUGAGAAGGUCAGAGUCGGAGAUGACCUGAUCCUGGUUAGCGUGUCUUCUGAGAGAUACCUGCAUCUGUCCUAUGCCAGCGGGGACCUGAUGGUCGACGCGUCGUUCAUGCAAACUCUGUGGAACAUGAAUCCAGUGUGCUCAGGCUGUGAGCUAGCAGAAGGUUUUUUAACCGGAGGCCAUGUUCUGCGCUUGUUCCACGGUCACAUGGACGAGUGUCUGGCCAUUCCACCACCAGACCAAGGAGAAGAUCAGCGCAAGAUCGCCCAGUAUGAGUCAGGAGCCGUCUGUAGUCAAGCACGUUCUUUGUGGAGACUUGAACCUUUGAGAAUAAGCUGGAGCGGCAGUCACAUGAAGUGGGGUCAGCCGUUCCGCAUUCGCCACAUCACCACCGGACGCUAUCUGUGCCUAGAUGAAGAGAAGGGUCUGAUGGUCCUCGACCCCGAGAAGGCCAACACCAAGCAGUCAGCUUUCUGCUUCCGUGCCUCCAAGGAGAAGGUGGAGGUGGUGAAGAAGCGUGAUGUUGAGGGCAUGGGGAUUCCAGAGAUCAAGUAUGGCGAGUCUAUGUGCUUUGUUCAGCACGUCUCAACAGGACUGUGGCUCACCUACGCUGCCCUCGACGCCAAAGCGGCUCGUCUGGGUACGAUGAAAAGAAAGGUUACUCUGCAUCAGGAAGGCCACAUGGAUGAUGCCCUCGUCAUGUCCAGGUCUCAGACAGAGGAGUCUCAGGCAGCUCGAAUGAUCUACAGCACCACAGGCCUGUUUAAACAGUUCAUCAAGGGGCUGGACUCUCUGAGUGGGAAGAACAGGGCUGCAGGUCCGGUUUCUCUGCCUCUGGAUGCAGUGAUUCUCUCCCUUCAGGAUCUUAUCCACUACUUCCGGCCCCCUGAGGAAGAGCUGGAGCACGAGGAGAAGCAGACGAAGCUGCGAUCACUGCGCAACCGACAGAACCUCUUCCAAGAAGAGGGAAUGAUCACCAUCGUGCUGGAGUGUGUGGACCGGCUUAAUGUGUACAACACCGCUGCUCACUUCUCGGAGUUCGCUGGGGAAGAAGCAGCCGAGUCCUGGAAGGAAAUAGUCAACCUUCUCUAUGAACUGCUGGCCUCGCUCAUCAGAGGGAACCGUGCUAACUGUGCUCUGUUCUGCGAUAAUCUGGACUGGCUGGUCACUAAACUGGACCGUCUGGAAGCCUCGUCAGGCAUUCUGGAGGUGUUGUACUGCAUUUUAAUUGAAAGCCCUGAAGUUCUGAACAUCAUCCAGGAGAACCACAUCAAGUCUAUUAUCUCUCUUCUGGACAAGCACGGACGCAAUCACAAGGUAUUGGACGUGCUGCGCUCUCUGUGUGUGUGCAACGGCGUGGCUGUGAGGUCCAACCAGAACCUCAUCACAGAAAAUCUGCUUCCACGUCGUGACCUUCUGCUCCAGACCAACAUCGUGAAUUAUUGUACAAGUGUUAGACCCAAUAUCUUCCUGGGAACAUGUGAGGGCUCAACACAGUAUAAGAAGUGGUACUACGAGAUGAUUGUGGACUACGUGGAGCCGUUUGUGACGGCUCAGGCUAGUCAUUUGCGUGUUGGCUGGGCGCUAACAGAAGGAUACAGUCCCUACCCUGGAGGAGGUGAAGGCUGGGGAGGCAACGGAGUUGGCGAUGAUCUCUAUUCCUACGGAUAUGAUGGACUUCACCUGUGGUCAGGUCAUGUGGCUCGUCAGGUGGCGUCACCCAAUCAGCACGCCCUGGCAGCUGAUGAUGUCGUAAGCUGCUGUCUGGAUCUGAGCGUGCCCAGUAUCUCUUUCCGUAUCAAUGGGCAUCCUGUUCAGGGCAUGUUUGAGAACUUUAACUUGGAUGGACUUUUCUUUCCUGUUAUUAGCUUCUCCGCUGGGGUCAAAGCUCGUUUUCUUUUGGGUGGCCGUCACGGCGAGUUUAAGUUCCUUCCUCCACCUGGUUAUGCUCCGUGCUACGAGGCUCUCCUGCCCAGAGAGAGGAUGCGAAUCGAGCCCGUUAAAGAGUACAUGCAUGACGUUAAUGGAUUCCGAAACCUCCUGGGUCCUACGCAGUCCCUCACACACACCUCAUUCACACCUUGUCCUGUGGACACUGCUCAGAUCGUCUUGCCCCCUCACUUGGAGCGCAUCAGAGAAAAACUGGCUGAAAAUAUCCAUGAGCUGUGGGCUGUCACUCGCAUCGAGCAAGGAUGGACAUAUGGUCCAUUCCGUGAUGAUAAUAAAAAGCUGCACCCAUGCCUGGUGGACUUCCAGAGCCUUCCAGAACCUGAGAGGAACUAUAACUUGCAGAUGUCUGGAGAAACCUUAAAGACACUCCUGGCUCUGGGCUGCCAUGUGGGUAUGGGAGAUGAGAAAGCAGAAGAAAAUCUGAAGAAGAUCAAGCUGCCCAAAACGUAUGUGAUGAGCAGCGGGUACAAGCCAGCACCUCUGGAUCUCAGCCACGUGAAACUGACUCCCAACCAGAACCAGCUGGUAGAGAAGCUGGCAGAAAACGGGCACAAUGUGUGGGCACGAGAUCGUGUGAGGCAGGGCUGGACCUACAGCAUUGUGCAGGACAUUUUGAAUAAACGUAAUCCUCGCCUGGUACCAUACGUCUUGCUGGAUGAGAAAACCAAGAAAACUAACAGAGACAGUGUCAACAAUGCUGUACGCACACUGAUCGGCUACGGAUACAACAUCGAGCCGCCAGACCAGGAGAGUAGCGGCCACUCAUUGGAAAGCAGGCGAGGGGAUAAGGUGCGAAUCUUCAGGGCGGAGAAACAGUACGCCGUGACCUCAGGGAAAUGGUACUUUGAGUUUGAGGCAGUGACGACGGGAGAGAUGAGGGUGGGCUGGGCUCGACCGAACGUACGUGCAGGCACCGAACUCGGAGCUGAUGAACUGGCUUACGUCUUCAACGGAAACAGGGCUCAGCGCUGGCACAUCGGAAACGAGCCGUUCGGUCGGCAGUGGCAGUCAGGAGACGUGGUGGGCUGCAUGAUUGACCUGGUAGAGAUGAACAUCAUGUUUACUCUGAAUGGAGAGAUGCUGAUCAGUGACUCUGGAUCUGAGAUGGCCUUCAAGGACAUUGAGAUUGGAGAGGGUUUCAUCCCUGUGUGUGCACUGGGCCUCUCUCAGAUGGGCCGCAUUAACCUGGGCCAGAACGUAAGCAGUCUGCGCUAUUUUGCCAUUUGUGGACUGCAGGAAGGAUUUGAACCGUUUGCCAUCAACAUGAAGAGAGACAUCACCAUGUGGUUCAGCAAGAGUCUGCCCCAGUUCAUCCCAGUGCCUACUAACCACAAUCACAUUGAGGUGUCUCGUGUGGAUGGCACAGUGGACAGCGCCCCCUGUCUGAAACUCACCCACAAGACCUUUGGGUCCCAGAAUGCCAACACAGACAUGCUGUUCCUGAGAUUAACCUUACCUAUUGAGUUCCACGAGACGUUUAAAGUCCAGGCCGGUACCACGCCCCUGACUCGAGCCCUAACCAUCCCGGAGGACGAGGUGCUGGAGGUGGAUCCUGACUCUGAAUACGAAGUGCUCAAGAAGUCAGCCAGCAAGAAGGAGCAGGAGGAGAAGGAGAAGGAGCAGUCCAUGCCUAGAGACAUACCCAGUAUCAAGGAGAACGACAAGGACACUGCUUCAGAAAAAGGCAAAAAGAAAGGUUUCCUGUUUAAAGCUAAGAAGGCGGCCCUGAUCACUCCUCCUCCCCCUCCCCCUGUUGUGCCACGUUUGGUAGAGGACGUAGUCCCAGAUGAUCGUGAUGACCCUGAGAUCAUUCUCAAUACCACUACGUAUUAUUACUCAGUACGGAUCUUUGCCGGUCAGGAGCCCGGUGGAGUUUGGGUAGGCUGGGUCACCCCUGAUUACCACCAAUUUGAUCCUAGCUUUGACCUCUUCAAAGUUCGCACUGUCACAGUGACUGUAGGUGAUGACAAGGGCAACAUUCAUGACAGCAUCAAGAGGAGCAACUGCUACAUGGUGUGGGGAGGCGACUUAAUCAGCGGUUCUCAGCAGCGCUUCAGCCAGGAGGAUCUGGUGGUUGGCUGUUUGGUUGACUUGGCCACCGGUCUUAUGACUUUCAUGGCCAAUGGGAAGGAAAUCAACACUUUUUACCAGGUGGAGCCCAACACCAAGCUUUUCCCUGCCGUGUUUGUUCAGCCCUUCAGCCAGAACAUGCUGCAGUUUGAGCUGGGAAAGCUGAAGAACAUUAUGCCUCUCUCAGCGGCCAUGUUUCGCAGCGAAAGGAAAAACCCCGUGCCUCAGUGUCCUCCUCGUCUGGAUGUUGAGAUGCUCACGCCGGUUAUAUGGAGUCGAGUCCCAACCCACUUCUUGAGGCCUGAAGUGGGUAAAGUGAGCGAGAGACAUGGCUGGAUGGUCGAAUGCACGGAACCACUCACCAUGAUGGCACUGCACAUCCCUGAGGAGAACAGAUGUAUUGACAUCCUGGAGUUGUCAGAGCACCAGGACCUGCUGAAGUUCCACUACCACACUCUGAUGCUGUAUUGCGCUGUGUGUGCUCUGGGCAACAACCGAGUGGCCCACGCUCUCUGUAGCCACGUGGAUGAGUCGCAGCUUUUCUACGCCAUCGAAAACACAUACCUGCCCGGGCCGCUGCGAAUCGGCUACUACGACCUGCUCAUCAGCAUCCAUCUAGAAUCAGCCAAGCGCAACCGUCUGGGCACUAACCGCGAGUUUAUCGUGCCCAUGACAGAGGAGACCCUCAGUAUCACUCUGUAUCCAGAUGCUGAAAAUGCCCAUGAUCUGCCAGGUGUGGGUCUGACCACCUGCCUCAGGCCCAAACUUCACUUCUCACCUAUUAACUUUGUAGGCACUGAUCCAGACCUGUACACUCUGAGCCCGAUCUUCCCUCUGCAGGAACUAAAAACCAAGUCUUUAAGCAUGCUAACUGAGGCUGUAAUGGACGGCAGUCAGGCCAUGCGUGAUCCAGUAGGAGGCAGUGUCGAGUUCCACUUUGUGCCCAUCCUCAAACUCAUCAGCACUCUCCUCAUCAUGGGUAUCUUCAACGAUGAAGACGUCAAGCACAUCCUGAAGAUGAUCGACCCCAACGUUUUCAGCUCGGCCGAAAAGAAAGCUUCAGAAGAGGAAGGAGAAGGGGAAGAGGAGGAAGCUGCGCCUAAAGAGAAAGGAGAGGAAACUGAAGAGAAGGAGGAGGCCACAGAGGGAGAGGCGGAGCUGCUGGACGAAGGAGUAGGGGAAGAGGAAGAGGAUGAGGAGCUUAAAGCACUUAAGAAGGAGGAAGGGGAAGAGGGAGAGGAGUCGGAGAAGGCAGAGGAGGAGCAGAAGGAUGGACAAAAAGUGGAUGGAGAAAAAGCAGAGGAGGAGAAGGAAGCUGAGGAGGGGGGAGAAGAGGGAGAAGAGAAGGAGGAAGAGGCACCAGAGGAAGGACUGCUGCAAAUGAAGCUGCCUGAGUCAGUCAAACUGCAGAUGUGCAUCCUGCUGCAGUAUUUCUGCGACUGUGAGCUGAGACACCGUGUGGAAGCCAUUGUCGCUUUCUCCGAUAGGUUUGUGCAGCACAUCCAGACUAAUCAACGCGAACGCUACAGUCAGCUCAUGAGAGCUUUCACCAUGACCGCCGCUGAGACGGCCCGAAGGACCCGAGAGUUCCGGUCUCCUCCGCAAGAGCAGGUUAUCUUGCUGACUAAUUUUAAGCAUAGUCCUGACGACGAGGAGUGUCCAGUGCCCGAGGACCUCCGGGAACAUCUCCAGAAGUUCCACAGUGACCUCCUGAAUCACUGUGGUGUACACCUGGAGGAGGAAGAGGAGGAGGAAGAGGUGGAUAUUUCACUGAAAGGAAGACUGCUCAAGUUGGUGGAAAGAGUGAAGAAUUUGCGUAAACAGCAAGAAGAGGAAGAGUCUGAACCUGAAGAAGAACCGAAACCCAGCACUCUGCAGGAGCUGAUCUCUCACACGGUGAUCCACUGGGCACAGGAGUCAUUCAUCCAAAACCCAGAGCUCGUGCGAAUGAUGUUCAGCUUGCUUCACCGGCAGUAUGAUUCUCUGGGCGAGUUGAUUCGAGCUCUGCCCAAAGCUUACGCCAUCAACGCCGUGUCCGUACAGGACACCAUGGACCUGCUAGAGUGCCUGGGUCAGAUCCGCUCCCUGCUCAUCGUCCAGAUGGGUCCUGAAGAGGAGACUCUCAUGAUUCAGAGCAUCGGUAACAUCAUGAACAAUAAGGUGUUCUACCAGCAUCCUAACCUAAUGAGGGCUCUUGGCAUGCAUGAGACCGUUAUGGAGGUCAUGGUCAAUGUGCUUGGAGGUGGAGGAGACUCAAAGGAGAUUCGAUUCCCCCAAAUGGUGACGAACUGCUGCCGUUUCCUGUGCUAUUUCUGCCGCAUCAGUCGUCAGAACCAGCGCUCCAUGUUCGAUCAUCUGUCCUACCUGCUUCAGAACAGCGGCAUUGGCCUGGGAAUGCGUGGAUCUACACCUCUGGAUGUAGCUGCAGCUUCCUGUAUUGACAACAACGAGCUGGCUUUAGCACUGCAGGAGCAAGACCUGGAGAUGGUGGUGACAUAUCUGGCUGGAUGUGGCCUGCAGAUGUGCCCCAUGCUUUUGUCUAAAGGUUACCCAGACAUCAGCUGGAACCCCAGUGGCGGAGAGCGCUACCUGGAUUUCCUCCGCUUCGCUGUGUUUGUUAAUGGUGAGAGCGUUGAGGAGAACGCUAAUGUGGUUGUACGUCUGCUCAUCCGCCGUCCUGAGUGCUUUGGCCCCGCCCUGAGAGGAGAGGGAGGAGCUGGACUGCUGGCUGCGAUGGAGGACGCCAUUAAGAUCUCUGAGGAUCCAGCCAGGGAUGGUCCAACUCCGAAAAAAGACAGACGCUUCAUGUUUGGUGGAGAGCAACUGGAGGAGAACAGGGUGCAUCUUGGGAAUGCUAUCAUGUCAUUCUACUCGGCACUUAUUGACUUGCUGGGUCGCUGUGCCCCUGAGAUGCAUUUGAUCCAGGCUGGCAAGGGUGAGGCUCUGAGAAUCAGAGCUAUCUUGAGGUCUUUGGUUCCUAUUGAAGACUUGGUAGGAGUCAUCAGUCUUCCUGUGCAGAUCCCAAGCUAUGGAAAAGAUGGUCAGAUCGUCGAACCCAAGAUGUCUGCCAGUUUUGUCCCAGACCACAAGGCCUCCAUGGUGUUGUUCCUAGACAGAGUUUACGGCAUCGAUAACCAAGACUUCCUGUUGCACGUGCUGGAAGUUGGCUUCCUCCCGGAUAUGAGGGCCGCAGCAUCUCUGGACACGGUGGCAUUCAGUACCACAGAGAUGGCCUUGGCCCUUAAUCGUUAUCUGUGCUCCGCCGUACUGCCGCUUCUGACCAAGUGCGCUCCUCUGUUUGCGGGUACUGACCACCGUGCCAUCAUGAUUGACUCCAUGCUGCACACCGUCUACAGACUGUCCCGUGGCCGUGCGCUCACCAAAGCUCAGCGUGAUGUCAUCGAGGACUGCCUCAUGUCCUUGGUCAAGUACCUGCACCCAUCAAUGCUGCAGCAUCUGUUGCGUAGACUCGUAUUCGAUGUGCCGAUUCUCAACGAAUACGCCAAGAUGCCUCUGAAGCUGCUGACUAAUCACUAUGAGCGUUGCUGGAAGUACUACUGCCUACCCAACGGCUGGGCAAAUUUUGGCACCACGUCAGAGGAGGAGCUGCAUCUCUCACGGAAACUGUUCUGGGGAAUCUUUGAGUCUCUAGCGCACAAGAAAUUCGAUGCAGAGUUGUUUAAGAUCGCUAUGACAUGCAUCUGCGCCAUCGCCGGUGCCAUUCCUCCUGACUAUGUAGACGCCAGCUAUUCUGCAACAGAGAAGAAAGCCACAGUUGAUGCUGAGGGCAACUUUGAUCCCAGACCUGUGGAGACUACCAACACCAUCAUCCCCGAGAAACUAGACGCCUUCAUCAACAAAUACGCAGAGCACACCCACGAUAGGUGGGCCUUCGAGAAGAUCCAGAAUAACUGGACCUAUGGAGAGACACUGGACGAGAUUGGGAAGACCCAUCCUAUGCUCCGGCCUUAUAAAACCUUCUCUGAAAAGGAUAAGGAGAUCUACCGCUGGCCCAUCAAAGAAUCCAUUAAAGCCAUGCUGGCCUGGGAGUGGACUUUAGAGAAAGCUCGGGAUGAGGGUGAAAAGAUUGAGAAAGCAGCCACGCGGAAGAUCUCGCAAACCGCUCAGGCUACUUAUGACCCUAGUCAGGGAUACUCGCCCCAGCCUGUGGAUUUAACCACCAUGGCUUUGUCCAGAGAGCUGCAGUCUAUGGCGGAACAACUGGCGGAAAAUUACCACAAUACCUGGGGCAGGAAGAAGAAGCUGGAGCUUCAAGCCAAAGGUGGUGGAACCCAUCCUCUGCUGGUCCCUUAUGACACUCUGACGGCCAAGGAGAAAGCCCGGGACAGGGAAAAAGCCCAAGACCUGCUGAAAUUCCUCCAGUUUGAAGGCUAUGCUGUUACUAGGGGCUUGAAGGACAUGGAGCAGGAGAUCUCCUCCAUCGAGAAACGUUUCGCUUACGGCUUCCUCCAGAAGCUUCUGAAGUGGAUGGAGAUCGCGCAGGAGUUCAUUGCACAUCUGGAGGCUGUUGUGAGUAGUGGACGAGUCGAGAAAUCCCCUCACGAGCAGGAGAUCAAAUUUUUUGCCAAGAUCCUGCUGCCACUGAUUAACCAGUACUUUAAAAACCACUGCCUCUACUUCCUUUCCACUCCCGCUAAAGUCCUGGGCAGCGGCGGUCACGCCUCCAACAAGGAAAAAGAAAUGAUUGCCAGUAUCUUCUGUAAGUUGGCUGCUCUAGUGAGGCACAGAGUUUCCCUCUUUGGAACUGAUGCUUCAGCAGUGGUAAACUGCUUACACAUCCUGUCUCGCUCCCUGGAUGCCAGGACUGUGAUGAAAUCCGGACCAGAGAUCGUCAAAGCAGGCCUCCGUUCGUUCUUUGAGAGCGCUGCUGAUGACAUCGAGAAGAUGGUUGAGAAUCUUAAACUGGGCAAGGUGUCCACCAAAAACCAGGUUAAAGGUGUGUCCCAAAAUAUUAACUACACCACCGUCGCUCUGCUGCCGGUGCUCACGUCACUCUUCGACCACAUCGCUCAGCACCAGUUUGGCGAUGAUGUCAUCUUGGACGACUUGCAGAUAUCCUGCUAUCGGCUUAUGUGCAGCAUCUACUCUGUGGGUACAGUAAAGACCCCCCAUGCUGAAAAGCUGAGGCCUGCUCUUGGGGAGUGUCUGGCUCACUUGGCUGCUGCUAUGCCUGUGGCUUUUCUGGAGCCUCAGCUCAAUGAGUUCAACACAUACUCAGUCUACACAACCAAGACUCCAAGAGAGAGAGCGAUCCUUGGACUCCCGAGUCAGGUGGAGGAGUUGUGCUUGGACAUCCCAGAGCUGGACGUGCUCAUGAAAGAGAUCGGUGACCUGGCAGAGUCUGGAGCUCGUUACACUGAGAUGCCGCAUGUGAUCGAGAUCACUCUGCCCAUGCUGUGUAACUACCUCCUGCGCUGGUGGGAACGAGGGCCUGAGAACUUCCCUGAGCUGGAGGGCCAAAUCUGUACUGAGGUCACUUCUGAACACCUCAACCAACUGCUGGGCAGCAUCAUGAAGAUCGUUGUCAACAACCUGGGUAUCGAUGAGGCCUCCUGGAUGAAGAGACUCGCUGUUUUCGCCCAGCCCAUCGUUAGCAGAGCCAAGCCAGAGAUGCUGAAGUCUCACUUCAUCCCCACUAUGGAGAAGCUGAAGAAGCGCUCAGGGAAGGUCGUAGCUGAGGAAGAGCAGCUGCGAAUGGAGGGCAAGACGGAGGUGAACAGCGAGGAAGGAACGAUCCGGGAUGAGUUCGCUGUGCUCUGCAGGGAUCUGUACGCCCUUUAUCCGCUGCUCAUCCGCUACGUGGACAACAACAGAGCGAGAUGGCUAACCUGCCCUGAUCCUGAUGCUGAAGACCUGUUCAGGAUGGUGGGAGAAGUUUUCAUCUUCUGGUCGAAAUCUCACAACUUCAAGCGUGAGGAGCAGAACUUUGUGGUGAUGAACGAGAUUAAUAACAUGUCUUUCCUCACCGCUGACAGCAAGAGCAAGAUGAGCAAGGCUGGGGAUGGAGAGGGUGGUGGCGCUGAUGCGGAGCGUACAAAGAAGAAGCGUCGUGGUGAUCGCUACUCGGUGCAAACCUCUCUGAUUGUAGCCGCUCUGAAGAAACUCCUGCCCAUCGGGCUGAACAUGUGUUCUCCUGCAGAUCAAGAGCUCAUCAACUUGGCAAAGAUCCGUUAUUCUCUGAAAGACACAGAUGAGGAAGUGAGAGAGUUCCUGCAGAAUAACCUUCAUCUACAAGGCAAGGUGGAGGACCCCUCCAUGCGCUGGCAGAUGGCUCUGUAUAAAGAAACCUCAGGAAAGGCAGAAGAUGCUGAAAAUCCUGAGAAAGUUGUGAAGAGAGUCCAGGAAGUUUCUGCUGUGCUGUACCACAUCGAAGUGACUGAACACCCUUUCAAAUCCAAGAAGAUGGUUUGGCACAAGCUGUUGUCUAAGCAGCGGCGCCGGGCCGUGGUGGCGUGUUUCAGAAUGACUCCAUUGUAUAACAUCCCAAGGCACCGGGGGUCCAACAUGUUCCUGGACGGUUACAAACGCAACUGGUUGGAGAAUGAGGGCUACUCCUUUGAGGAUAAGAUGAUCGAUGAUCUGUCUAAAACGUUAGAGGAAGAGGAGGAGGAAGAAGAAGAGACUGAGGCCAAGCCGGAUCCUCUGCACCAGCUCAUUCUCCAUUUCAGCCGCACAGCUCUCACCGAGAAAACAAAACUUGAUGUAGAUCACCUGUACAUGGCGUAUGCUGAUAUUAUGGCAAAGAGCUGCCACAUUGGUGAGGAGGCCAAAGGGGGAGAGGAGGAGGAGGAGGAGGGGGGCGAGGAGCCAUCGUUUGAGGUGCGGCAGAAUGAGAUGGAGAAGGAGAUGGAGAAGCAGAGGCUCUUGUACCAGCAGUCACGACUCCAUGAUCGUGGGGCAGCUGAGAUGGUACUGCAGAUGAUAAGUGCAUGCAAAGGUGAACCAGGAGCCAUGGUGUCUUCCACUCUCAAGCUGGGCAUCUCCAUCCUAAACGGAGGCAACUGCGACGUUCAGCAGAGGAUGCUGGAUUACCUGAAGGAUAAGAAAGAUGUUGGUUUCUUCCUGAGCUUGCAGGCUCUGAUGCAGACCUGCAGUGUUCUGGACUUGAAUGCAUUUGAGAGGCAGAAUAAAGCGGAAGGGCUUGGAAUGGUUUCAGAGGAGGGCACAAACGAGAAAGUGAUGGCGGAUGAUGAGUUCACGUGCGACCUCUUCCGUUUCCUGCAGCUGCUUUGCGAGGGCCACAAUAACGGCAAGUUAAAAAAUGAAAGCAGCUUUAAUACAGGGGUAAUAAACAUAAAUAAAACAAUGGUGUGUAAUUUAUUAUGUGUCAUUGUUCUAACCUCAGAUUUCCAGAACUACCUGCGCACUCAGACUGGCAGCACCACCACCAUCAACAUUAUCAUCUGUACUGUGGACUAUCUGCUGAGACUGCAGGAAUCUAUCAGCGACUUCUACUGGUACUAUUCUGGAAAAGACAUCAUCGACGAACCAGGCAAGAGGAACUUCUCCAAAGCGAUGACAGUGGCCAAGCAGGUCUUCAACAGUCUCACAGAAUACAUACAGGGCCCCUGCACCGGGAACCAGCAGUCUCUGGCUCAUAGCAGACUGUGGGAUGCUGUGGUGGGAUUCCUCCAUGUGUUUGCACACAUGAUGAUGAAACUGGCACAGGAUUCCAGUCAGAUCGGGCUUCUGAAAGAACUUCUAGACCUUCAGAAAGACAUGGUGGUUAUGCUGCUUUCUCUUCUGGAGGGUAACGUUGUGAAUGGCACCAUUGCUCGCCAGAUGGUGGACAUGCUGGUGGAGUCAUCUAGCAACGUCGAGAUGAUCCUCAAGUUCUUUGACAUGUUCCUUAAGCUGAAAGACAUCGUAGCGUCGGACGCAUUCCGGAAUUACGUCACUGACCCACGUGGCCUGAUCUCGAAGAAGGACUUUUCCAAAGCCAUGGACAGCCAAAAGCAGUACUCGGCAUCUGAGAUCCAGUUCCUUCUGUCCUGCUCCGAGGCUGAUGAGAACGAGAUGAUCAACUUUGAAGAGUUUGCGGAUCGUUUCCAGGAGCCAGCCAAGGACAUCGGAUUUAACAUCGCUGUGCUGCUCACCAACCUUUCAGAGCACGUGCCCCAUGACACACGCUUGCAGAACUUCUUGGAGCAAGCUGAAAGCGUCCUGAACUAUUUCCGUCCCUUCCUGGGUCGCAUCGAAAUCAUGGGUGCCAGUCGGAGGAUCGAGCGUAUCUACUUUGAGAUCAGCGAGGCCAACAGGAACCAGUGGGAAAUGCCUCAGGUCAGAGAAUCUAAGAGGCAGUUCAUAUUCGACGUGGUCAAUGAAGGUGGUGAGUCUGAGAAGAUGGAGAUGUUUGUCAACUUUUGCGAGGACACCAUCUUUGAGAUGAACAUUGCCUCGCAGAUCUCGGAGCAAGAAGAAGAAGGAAUCGGAGAUGAGGAUGGAGAAGAGGAGGAAAGCAGUGGAGGAGCAAAUGGAGAUGGAGGAGAAGGAGAGGAAGGGAAUGGAGACGAGGCCCCAGCUGAGUCCAGUUCGGCAUUCGCAGACUUCAUCAAGAGCGCGGUGAACUUCUUUAACAUGUUCACCUUCCGCAACCUCCGCCGACGCUACCGCAGACUUCGGAAGAUGACUAUAAAGGAAAUGAUUGUAGGCCUGGCCACCUUCUUUUAUACCAUCAUCCUGGGAAUCCUUCACUUCAUCUACAGCGUAUGCAAAGGCUUUUUCUUACUGAUCUGGAAAACGCUGUUUGGAGGCGGCCUUGUGGAAGGAGCUAAAAAGAUAACGUUGACAGAAAUCCUUACUAACAUGCCAGAUCCGACUCAGGAUGAGGUGCACGGUGAACACGCAGCCGAGCCUAGAGCCGGAAAAGACCAGGAAGCAGGUGGAACAGGAGAUGGAGAGGAAGCAGGCGGUGGAGAGGUAGAAGAUGAGGAUGGACAAGAGGCAGAAGGAGGAGGUAGACCUGGAUUUGAUACCCCUGGAGGUCUAGGAGAUAUGGGAGAAACAGAACCUGAGGAACCACCAACACCUGAGGGUUCUCCACUGCUGAAAAGGAAACUACUGGGUGAAGGAGCAGAGGGAGAGGAAGUGCAAGCAGAAGAGCCACCGAAGGAAGAACCAGCCCCAGAACCAGAGAAGGCCGAUGCUGAAAACGGAGAGAAAGCCGAGAAAGAAGCCGAGGCCACGCCAGAGGAGAAGGUGGAGGAGAAGGAGGAAGAGGAGAUAAAAGUCAAAGCCAAAGCCAAGAAAGAAAAACAAUCUGCCGGAGAUGGAUUUGAGCUCUGGAACGAACUGGAGGUGCAGAGGAUCAAGUUCAUGAACUACCUGUCUCGCAACUUCUACAACCUCCGCUUCCUGGCUCUGUUCAUCGCCUUUGCUCUGAACUUCAUCCUGCUCUUUUACAAAGUGUCCAGCAGCCCCCCAGGUGAGGAGUUUGAAGGCUCGGGCAUGUUUGAAGGUUCUGCUAUGGCUGAAGGCUCUGGUGGUGAACCUGAAGGUUCUGGAAUGGAAGAGAAUGGAAACGGAGAGGAAGAUGAUGAAGAAGGACCUCUUUAUUACUUCCUGGAAGAGAGCACCGGUUACAUGGAGCCUGCGCUGGCCUUCCUGGGCAUUUUACACACCAUCAUAUCUUUCCUUUGCAUUAUUGGUUACAACUGUCUUAAGGUUCCCCUGGUUAUUUUCAAAAGGGAGAAGGAGCUGGCCCGUAAGCUGGAAUUUGAUGGCCUCUAUGUGACUGAACAGCCAGAAGAUGAUGAUAUCAAGGGCCAGUGGGACAGACUGGUGCUAAAUACACCAACCUUCCCAAACAACUACUGGGACAAGUUUGUGAAGAGAAAGGUGUUGGAGAAGUAUGGAGAUAUCUAUGGCAGAGAGAGGAUUGCUGAGCUGCUGGGAAUGGACUUGGCAUCGCUGGAUGUCAGUGCAAUGACGCAUGAGAAAAAGCCUAAACCUGACAACUCCAUGUUUAACUGGUUGACUUCCAUCGACAUCAAGUACCAGAUCUGGAAGUUUGGAGUCGUGUUCACAGAUAAUACUUUCCUCUACCUGGUGUGGUACUUGGUCAUGUCCUUGCUCGGUCACUACAACAACUUCUUCUUCGCUUGUCACCUGCUGGACAUCGCCAUGGGUGUCAAAACGCUGCGCACCAUCCUGUCCUCCGUCACACACAACGGCAAGCAGCUGGUGAUGACGGUGGGCUUGCUAGCCGUAGUCGUCUACCUGUACACCGUCGUGGCUUUCAACUUCUUCCGCAAGUUCUACAACAUGAGCGAGGACGAGGACGAGCCAGAUAUGAAGUGCGAUGACAUGAUGACUUGCUACCUGUUCCACAUGUACGUGGGCGUGAGAGCCGGUGGUGGUAUCGGUGACGAGAUUGAGGAUCCGGCUGGAGAUGAAUAUGAGCUGUACCGUGUGGUCUUUGACAUCACUUUCUUCUUUUUCGUCAUCGUCAUUCUGUUGGCCAUCAUUCAGGGUCUGAUCAUUGACGCCUUCGGUGAGCUGAGAGAUCAGCAGGAGCAGGUCAGAGAGGACAUGGAGACCAAGUGCUUCAUUUGCGGAAUUGGAAGUGACUACUUCGACACGACUCCGCAUGGGUUCGAGACGCAUACGAUGGAAGAGCACAACUUAGCCAACUACAUGUUCUUCCUGAUGUACCUAAUUAAUAAAGACGAAACAGAACAUACUGGGCAGGAAUCCUAUGUGUGGAAAAUGUACCAGGAGCGCUGCUGGGAUUUCUUCCCAGCCGGUGACUGUUUCAGAAAGCAAUACGAGGAUCAGCUCGGCUAGUCGUGUGUGUGUGUGUGUGUGAGUGUGUGUGUGUGUGUGUGUGUGUGUGCGUUUGGAAAACACAGACGGAGAGGAAAUGUAAUUGUUCCAGUUUUGAGAUUUUGAGAACAAACCCGAGCACACAUUUACACCCUAAGCCUUUUGUUUACUUACGUUGUUGUCGGAGGAAGAGGAAGAAAGAUGAAUAUGCAACGUGUGUGUGUAUUAAUGUUAGUGUUUGUGAGAGAGAGAGAGAGAGAGAGAGAGAGAGAGAGAGACGGCAAUAAACCUAGAGAAGAAAUAUGAAGUCAAAUUUUAAUGGUUAUAUCAGACCAAAAAAGAUGAAGAAAGCUGGAGCCUGCCAUCUCUCAGUCUUGUCUGUAUGUUCUUAUGGGUCUUAAAACAUUACAGUGCCUAAUACUGAAUGAACUACAAUAAUGGCAGGUAUGGAGACACUGCUUUAUAGGAUGUCAGUAUUAUUAUUUUUUGCAUAGUUUGAUUAGAUUUCAGACUGGAUUUUAGUGUAUUAUAUGAUGUUUUUGUCUGUUAUGUUAUAACUGUAUGUUAUAGCCGGGGUUUUAUGUGUAUUUACACACGUACAUGCUAGAGCAACAGAAUCAGAGCCAUAUCACUGCUAAAGUCACGCUCUACGCAGUACAAAACCUUACCAUGUGAUCCUUCGAGAGGAACCUAACCAAAGGCCUUUUCUCACGAUUUAUUUCUUGAGACAAUUUUAUAUAACCUACACAAGCCGACCUAAACUUUAUAUCAUGUUCAAGCGAACCGUUCUGUACAAUACAAUCUUUACAGGAGAGGAGAAACCGUUUCUUUAUAAACCAGACGACGAACACUACCUUGAGAAAGAAAUUAUCGCCUGAUUUCUAUUCGGAUGUAUAGAGUACAACCGCCGUUUCCCAUCCCGUCACGUACGUCUUUAACGAGAAGAACUUUACAUACUGUAGAUUUAAUUAACUUAUUUUAACAAAAAUAUAUAGAUGUAUAAAUAUAUAUAUAUAUAUAUAUAUAUAUAUAUUUUUUGUCGGAGCAUUGGAAUAUAACGGAUGUUCUCCAACUCUGUUUUAAGUAAAUAUGUAUUGAGUACUUUUUUGAGGGGUACUGCUAAUAAAGCUAGUGAUGGAGAAAUAAAAAAAAAGGAUAAAAUGUGCAUCUAGUUUGCAAACAGAUGUGAUUUGUGAUUUUGCCAGCAGACUUCUGGUAUUACUUUUAAGUCAAUAUCGUACUUUUUCCACAAAUUAGAUCUAUAUUAUUUGUGUUCCAGUUGUAAAACACAGAGCCACACACACACACACACACACACUUACUUUCCAUGUCUGCGGGAGGGAAGUGUGAGAGAGAGAGAGAGAGUGUGUGUCUGGUGUGUGAAGGAUAGAGGUUUUUUUUUUUUUUUUUGCUUUUCUUUAAAUCUCACUGUGUUUCAAUAAAAAUAAUAUUUUAGAAGCA
Hemibagrus wyckioides is the source of this 17011-nucleotide messenger RNA. RefSeq names its product ryanodine receptor 1-like. Gene Ontology annotation, molecular function: ryanodine-sensitive calcium-release channel activity; protein binding. The record is from RefSeq and is a predicted model, not a curated record. Gene Ontology annotation, biological process: intracellular calcium ion homeostasis; calcium ion transmembrane transport. The coding region runs from base 254 to 15571 and encodes 5105 amino acids. Gene Ontology annotation, cellular component: Z disc; calcium channel complex; smooth endoplasmic reticulum. Lineage: Eukaryota; Metazoa; Chordata; Actinopteri; Siluriformes; Bagridae. The transcript has 105 exons.